AUGAGCUCCUCCCCGUUUCCCGGCUCUACGAGUUCCCGGAUCGCCUUUACGUGGGCGGCUGACGGCUUGGGCCCAUCUUCGUCAAUGCAGUGCCCAAGAAUUUCGGCAGCUCGUACGCCAAACUGGCACUUUGAGAACUUCAACCGGGCGCCUGCGUCGAGUAGCCGCCGCAGGACGGAUUCCAGUGACGUUAGGUGGUCUUCCGCGGACUCAGUACCGAGACUUAUAUCGUCCAUAAAGGCCCAUACGUCUCUUCCCUUGCGGUCCCCGAGUAUGGAGAAGGACGCACCGACGCUACUGGACAAAGACUGA
Chondrus crispus (carragheen) is the source of this 312-nucleotide messenger RNA. RefSeq lists its product as hypothetical. The transcript has a single exon. Bases 1 to 312 code for a protein of 103 amino acids. The record is from RefSeq and is a predicted model, not a curated record. Lineage: Eukaryota; Rhodophyta; Florideophyceae; Gigartinales; Gigartinaceae.